Spirometra erinaceieuropaei is the source of this 546-nucleotide messenger RNA. The record is from the annotation of a GenBank genome assembly. Lineage: Eukaryota; Metazoa; Platyhelminthes; Cestoda; Diphyllobothriidea; Diphyllobothriidae.
AUGAACGCCUCCGUGGAGAGCAGAUGGUGUCAACUGCGGGACACAGUCCAGUCGACGACCCUGGCUGUCCUUGGCCGCGCACAUCGCCAACACCAGAAGUGGUUCAACGACAAGGACGCCGACAUCAGCAAAUUACUCGCCGAGAAGAGUCGACGGCACAAAGUCUACCUCGACCGCCCCACCGAUGAAAAGAGAGUUGCUUUCUACCGCAAUCGUCGUCUUGUACGACAGCGGUUGCGGGAAAUGCAGGACACCUGGACGGCUCGCAAGGCCGAGGAGAUCAAAGGGCACGCGGACCGCAACGAAUGGAGAAAAUUCUUCUCCGUGAUAAAGGCUACCUAUGGCCCGCCAACCAAAGGAACUGCUCCUCUUCUAAUUGUUGACGAAAGCGCCAUGCUCACCACGAAGACAAAAAUUAUACGGCGAUUGGCCGAGCGCUUCAGACGCACCUUCAGCCGCCCCUCUACCAUCUCCAAUGCCGCUAUCGCCCGUCUGCCUCAAGUGGAGGCCAACGCCUACCUUGAUCUCCCGCCCUCCCUUACAUGA